Molecule: messenger RNA, 2795 nt
Organism: Austrofundulus limnaeus
Lineage: Eukaryota; Metazoa; Chordata; Actinopteri; Cyprinodontiformes; Rivulidae
Product: gap junction gamma-1 protein
Exons: 5
Coding region: 360-1526 (388 amino acids)
Biological process (GO): cell-cell signaling
Cellular component (GO): connexin complex
Molecular function (GO): gap junction channel activity
Source: RefSeq, a predicted model, not a curated record
ACCAAAUCUCCUUUUGUCCCCUCUGGUUCGGGACCCCGACACACGGGGUCAGGCGGGCUGAAUGGGUUCACAGCCGCGGCGGCUCAACACUCGGACCGGGGACGCCAGUGAGAGAGAGACACAGAGAGACACAGAGAGACACAGAGAGAGGGAGAGAGAGAGGGCGCGCGCUAAUUAGAAAAACCUGGUGAAGCAAUUAAGCGCGAGGAGGAGAGAGGAGAAGGAGAGGCUCCCUCACACUGAGUGCUUGGCCACGCAGAGCAGUCACCUCCUCUGGUUCCGACAGGAGGAAGCAGAAAGUUUCACCGAGAAGUUUGGCAGCGAGCGAUCUGAUUUAGGGCUCCAGUGUCCUCAGCACCAUGAGUUGGAGUUUCCUGACGCGGCUGCUGGAUGAGAUCUCCAACCACUCCACUUUCGUGGGGAAGAUCUGGCUCACCGUGCUCAUCGUCUUCCGCAUCGUGCUGACGGCCGUCGGCGGUGAAACCAUCUACUACGAUGAGCAGAGUAAAUUUGUCUGCAACACGCAGCAGCCUGGGUGUGAGAACGUCUGCUACGACGAGUUUGCUCCCCUCUCUCACGUCAGGUUCUGGAUUUUCCAGGUGAUCAUGAUCACCACCCCCACCAUCAUGUACCUGGGCUUCGCCAUGCACAAGAUUGCACGCAUGGACGACGGCGAGUACCGGCCUGUUAGGACCAAGAAGAAGAGGAUGCCCAUCGUGAGCCGCGGGGCGGUGCGUGACUACGAAGAGGCGGAGGAUAACGGAGAGGAGGACCCUAUGAUCGCUGAGGAGAUUGAACCGGACAAGCCAGAGAAAGAAAACCCACAGAAAAGCCCAGAGAAAAAGCACGACGGUCGUCGGCGGAUCCUGCGGGACGGCCUGAUGAAGGUCUACGUUUGCCAGCUGUUUUGGCGCUCCGCCUUCGAGGUGGCCUUCCUCUUCGGCCAGUACGUCCUGUACGGCUUCGAGGUGAUCCCUUCGUACGUGUGCAGCCGCUCCCCGUGCCCCCACACGGUGGACUGCUUCGUGUCCCGCCCCACUGAGAAAACCAUCUUCCUGCUGGUGAUGUACGUCGUGUCCUUCCUCUGCCUGCUCCUCACCCUCCUGGAAAUGAUCCAUCUGGGGGUCGGCGGCAUCCGGGAUACUUUCCGCAAGCGAGCAGCUCUCAACUCGCGUUCCCAGCGCCCGCAGUCGGGCCGCUCCAUCCCCACGGCUCCGCCCGGCUACCACUCCGCCAUGAAGAAGGAGAAGCUGAAGGGAGAGCUGAGGGACUUGCCGAUGGGCGACUCCGGGCGGGAGAGCUUCGGGGACGAGGGCCCCUCGUCCAGGGAGCUGGAGCGGUUGAGGAGGCACCUGAAGCUGGCGCAGCAGCAUCUGGACCUGGCAUACCAGGCGGAUGAAGGAAGUCCUUCGCGCAGCAGCAGCCCGGAGGUCAACACAGCUGCACAGACAGCUGCUGAGCAGAACCGCCUCAACUUCGCCCAGGAGAAGCAGGGCGAGUCAACCGAGAAAGGACUCCGUGCCUGAGCAUGCUUCCUGCAUCAGACGUCUGUCCUCCUACUGGCCUUAAACGCAUCGUGUGUGUGUGUGUGUGUGUGUGUGUGUGUGUGUGUGGUGGGGGAGAGAGAGAAUCACAUAUGGGAUUGCAGUCAGACCACUGAGGGAGACCAGAAUGUUGUGUGUGUGUGUGUGUUUGUGCGUUCUUGUGUGUAUGGACAAGCGAUUUGUGCCUUCAGUAUUAGUGGUCGGUGUAAAGCCCAGUUGCUGAGCGAGCCACGUUGUGACAAAUGUUUAAAUCUCCAUGUCUCUAAAACUUGAAAUCCUGCCACAUCUGGAGUUUGUGCUUCAUCCAAGCCUUCCUUGAAACAGCCUGUACGCCCCGCGCCGUCUUCCUGCGGCCACAUCGGAUGGUUAUUAUUCCAAGCUUUAAAGUCCUUCUGGCUGAGCCAUCACUUUUUGUAUUUUUCCACAAAAGGAGUUUCUCUUUUUAUGAACUGUCACUGAAUGUUAACGUCUCCUUGUUGUGGCUUGUUGUACUCUGAGUCUCACAGAACACAGCCUAGGGUAACUACUUUCUCAGAGUGUGUGCAAGGUCCUUUUUUUUUGUAAACAAAUUGGUCCUCAAGGUUCAUUGAGUUCGUUCCACCACAAAUGUUUUUUGAACUUUUUAUUUUAAAAUCUGCGUUCUUGCUCCAAAUCGGCCGAGAUCUGUACCUGGGCAAUGCUUGAAUUCUUCUUCUUUGAAAUGAAAUGUUUAGUGCAGAAAUGAUUCUCAGUCCAUCAGUUAAAAUAAUCUGUAACUAGCGCAUCUUUUUUUUUUUUCUGCAUCAUGUACUCCACCUGCCUCAUGUUACAGCUUAAAGUAGGAUGUUUUCUAGAAACCUUUUCUGCCUUCAAAUAAGUAUUACAGAAAGUAUUGCAGAGUAGCUGAAAGCAUCAGUUGAAAUAUUUAAUACCUUUUUUUUGCAGUUGACUUUUCUUUAUGGUAACAUUUGUCAUCUCUAACAGUUCUGUUUGUGCUCAGUCGUUACGCUGAGGUGCAUCCUGAGGAUGAAAAACUCCAACUUUUCCUACAUCCUGAAACCAAAAGUUUGUAAAAAUCAGUUUCCAAUCUGUGGCUGCAGGAAUGCCAAAGAUUUGUUCUUUUUGCUUUAGUCCAGUUUUUACAGGAACGACAUUCCAUUUCAAAUAUCUUUCAGUGCUUCCUUUUUUAUUGAACGUUUUGUAGUUUUCUUUUUGUAACUGUAGAGAUUAUUUUGUCUUAAGAGUAAAAUAAAUAAAUAUAUUUGAAUUAAA